Clonostachys rhizophaga is the source of this 1695-nucleotide messenger RNA. The record is from the annotation of a GenBank genome assembly. NCBI's taxonomy places the organism in Eukaryota, Fungi, Ascomycota, Sordariomycetes, Hypocreales, Bionectriaceae.
AUGUCUGAAGAACGAGGCUUCGUCGAGUUUAUCACCACCGGCCGGGCUCGCAUGAGAGAGCCGAUGGCUGGGCAGCCGAUCAGCAACCAGAACCAGCUGCUCCGCUUUAUACGCUGCUUCACCGGCCCGUGGACUCCCUGGAUGCCCAUCGGCGUUUUCCUGAUCCACCACGUCGACGGGCCCAUUCUGGUCGAUACCGGCGCCUCCUCGGAGUGCAUGAAGCCCGGCUACGUUCCGUCGUACAUGUUCGUGGCUAGCAUCUUGACCCAGCUCGAGGUCGAGCCCAACGACGACAUUGUGGAGCAGCUGAAAACCCGGGGGAUCAGCCCGCGAGACCUGCAGGCUAUUGUUGUCACGCACCUGCACACUGAUCAUGCUGGCGGACUGGAGAAUAUUGUCAAACUGGCACCCGAUGUCCCUGUCUACAUGAGCGCUGCCCACUGGGAGGCCUAUGGCAAGCAUCCUACCUGGGCCGAUAUGCAGGGCUGCGCGUCGAAACACUGGCCCAAGGCUUUUAACCUCAAGUUAUUGAAAUUCGAGGGGAAUCCGGUUGGGCCUUGGGCUGGAUCCGAAGCCAUUACUCCAGAUGGGCAAGUCGUGGCGGUUCCGACGCCAGGCCACGUCCCAGGCCACAUCUCUGUUAUUAUCACGGAAGACGCCCCGCCUGGCCAAUCUGCUUCCACGUUUUUGGCAGUUGGAGACGCCACGUAUAAUGUCGGGCUGUUGGAGCGAGAGGAGCCGGACGGAAUCAAUCAGGACCCCAAGACGGCGUUUGAGAGCUUGAAGCUCAUCAAAGAAUUUUCGAGGCAAAAGGAUGUUGUGGUUCUUCCGAGUCACGACCCUGAUACGCCCCGAUUCCUACGGGAUAAAGUGGAACCGCACCUCAGCAGUUGGGGCAUCAUCAAACAUCAGAGAACGAAGAAUAGCAUUGGAGCAAUCGUCGACAUGGCCACUCAACCUCGCGUGAAAUCUGUCUGUCCGGAGCCGCUUCGAAUCUUCCCAGCAGAGCCUCUACCCCUCAAUCUCAUCACCCGCGUGGACAAAAAUCGCUCCAACGGCUAUUAUGGGCCCUUUGACGCAAACCUCGUGGCUACCAAGGCCGCCGAAUUGAUCGCCGUGAAUUCUGACGCUCAGCAACUGCCUCUCGUGGAGGUCUUGAACCGGCUCCUGACACAGGCCGAGGCCGACUGCGUUGCCGAAGCUGUCGCCGGCCAGAAAAACGCAAAGGCGGAGGUCACACACUCUUGCUGGCUUUGUAUUCGCAUGACCCUGCCGACGGAUGGAUGGGUGGUGCCGCGAUGGCAUACAGAUGGCAGAAUGUUUGACUGCACCUGUCCGGAUUCCACCGCGCCGCACUCGAAGUAUGCCUUUUCGAUUCUUGGUCCGUCUACCAGGGCGAUACUCACGAAUCCAGACGCCCAUAAGAUUUUGCACUCACCCUCACCAAGUGGACGGCGUUGGGACACCAAUGACCCGGAUCCUGGGUUGGCCAAGGCCCUGGAGAGCUACCCGCAGGCUGCCAUUGAACCAGGACAAAUGAUCCGCUUCAGCUGGGCUCAGGAGGAUUCACCGAUCCACUCUGAGCCGGAUUCGACGGAAAUGCAUCGUGUAUUUGUCAGUAUCCUUUUCGGGAGCGAGUGUGAGCUGCGGGAUAUGUGUGAUUUCAGGGGAGAAACAUAUGGCGCCUGGUACUGA